UAUUGAAAAUUACCUGUUUCACUUAACUUGCUAAAUCUGUUCAGGGGGGAAUUCCCGAAUAACUUGCGAAGUCUCCAUGGAUGAUGGUGUGGAAACGAUAACAAGAUCUUUCGCGUCUCAUCAAAGAUUCACCAUGAAAUUGGGAGAAACAGUCGAUAUUGUAGUAAAGAAGUCUGACAACGUCAUAUUUGACUGGGAAUUUAGCCUUGACCCAGGAUACAUUAAUAUUUUAAAAACCCUCAAAUGUCACGAGACCGCAGUAACAGGACAAGAACAGGAAAGCGAUACCAUUACAUGCUCAAUCGUUAGCGCCAGUACAGUGAUUAGCCAUAUAACAUUCGACGGAUGGUCAGAGCAACAAUAUGGAAAAAUACCUGGAAUAGUGGAAAACAUUCCAGAAUCGUCAGUCCUGGUUCAGUUGACAGAUGAAUCUCCAAAAAAUAUGAAAAUUGUCGCAAAAUCUCUAUCAAGUGGUCAUGAAAUUGCAACAACAUCAGCGGGAAGUUCAGCUAUCAUAAAUUGCAUAGAACCUGGAGACAAAUAUUCUGUCUCCAUAUUUGAUAUAUCUGAUGGUCUUCAACACAAGCUUAUUUCCAAAACUGACAUUCAAACAAGUAAAACAAUUGGAGAGGGAGGAGACAUUGUUCGUGCUGGAAAUUGCACACUUAUUUUUCCGGAACGCGCUGUGAAGAAUGGAACCAAAAUUGAAAUAUCAGAUUGUGCGGAGAGUGUACCAACCCUCCCUGAUGAAUACUUCUGCAUUACACCUAUAAUGGACUUUCGUUCAUCACAAAAAAAAUUUGAUGAGCCUGUUAUCUGCAAACUUGCGUUACCCCAUAUCAUUGUAAAAAAAACUAUAUCUGUCGAUGUAAUGUGCUUUGAGGACAAUAAGUGGGAUAAAGUAUGCUCCAGUGUUUUGACUGAAAAUAGUGCAGUCGAGUUUAGGUGUGACCAUUUUUCUCCAUAUACAUUAGCAAUAAUUAUUUAAUUGCCAUACAGUCUGAUUCCCAAUAUUUCUUUCUGGAUGCACAACAUGGUGUACUUUGACAAGAAUGACAAUUUUAUGUGUGUCACAUGUUUGGAUUAUGAAUCUAUCAAGCAGAAAUGUAAAACAACGUUAAUGGAGGCUAACUAUAUACCAUCUCCAUUAAUUAUCCCAACUUUUGAACUAACUUUCGAUAAAACCGCUGGCUUUUUCCUCAAAUGUCUUGGUGUUGAGCCAGAGAGGCUAAUUGGUGAAUGGCAAACAACUCUCAAUUAUGAUUUUGUCAAAGAAUGGUCCCACAUGCAAGAUUUUCAAAUGGAUAAAGUCGUCGGUCAAGACAGAAUCACUCUUCUGUUCAGUCGAUUAUUGGAUGACUCACCCCGACCAGUUGAAAAGAAAACUCAAGUGUCAUACCCUCUAGAUAAAAAUGCAAUCACUUCAACGGAACCAUCAAGCGCAGCUGUGAAUGCCAUCCAAGGUCAAGGCAUAAAAGUUAUAAACUAUAACCCUGUAUUGCACGGUCAUUGAAGCAAUUAGACCUAUUAUUAUUUAAGUAGAUAUUGUGUCACUUCUAUGAAUGGAGCUUUCAAAAGUUCCAUGGCUUCAGCGAAACAGAUAUCAGUGACAAUAUACGAAUAACUCAUCCAAUUUUCUUACCAACUCAAUGGUUCACAUUUCACUUACAUAAAAAUGUGAUGUGAUGUUUUCGUUAUAUAACAAUUUGGACAUAAGAUAUUUACACGAUGAUUUAUAUGAAAUCAUGUUCCCCCGUGAGGCCAUAAAUAAAGCAUUUUGACAAGCUGUCUAAAGUUAGACUAUCAAUAUUUUUAUUACUGUUAGACCCCAUUAGUCAAUAAUUUGUAACUACAUCUGUUUUAUUAACCAUGUAAUGCAUUAUUUUAUUUUAUAUCAAGUAUUAUUAUUUCUUGUUAAUACUUGUGAGCCUGAUUAGUUUGAAGAUUUCUGACUAAUAUUAUUUUGAUUAUUUAUGUAGUGCAUGCUUUUAAUUUAUUUUAGU
Styela clava is the source of this 2003-nucleotide messenger RNA. The record is from RefSeq and is a predicted model, not a curated record. Lineage: Eukaryota; Metazoa; Chordata; Ascidiacea; Stolidobranchia; Styelidae.